AUGGCCUCGGCGGGGACCCCGCAGCGGCGGCUCCCCGGGGCGGAGCGGCCGGCGGCGGCGGCGGCGGGGGGCCGAGCGGAGGCGCCGCGGUGCCGCAGUCUGCCCGCGCUCGGCUCCCCCCUGGCGGCCGGGGGGGGCGGCGGCGGCGGCCCGCCGAGCCCCGCCGCGGGACCGGCUCCCGAGGCCGAGCGGGGCGAGGGUGCCGCCGCCGAGGGUGCCCGGCCCCCCGCCGCCGCCUGUGGCAGCGGGAGCUUCCCCUGGAAGACGGAGGGCAGCCGUCCGACGGCGUCCGGCCGAGGGGUAUCCCUGCGCCCCCCUUUGCUGCUGCCGCCGCCGCCGCCGGCGCUGCUGCUGGCGGGCCCCCCGGGCAGAGCGUGCCUGCGGGCAGUGCUGGCGGAUUCGCGCUUCUUCCUGGUGUGCAUGUGCUUCCUGACCUUCAUCCAGUCCCUCAUGGUCUCCGGCUACUUGAGCAGCGUCAUCACCACCAUCGAGCGGAGAUACAGCCUCAAGAGCUCGGAGUCGGGGCUGCUGGUCAGCUGCUUCGACAUCGGGAGCCUGGUGGUGGUGGUCUUCAUCAGCUACUUCGGGGGUCGCGGGCGGAGGCCGCUCUGGCUGGCCGUAGGGGGGCUUUUCAUCGCCCUGGGCGCUGCGCUCUUCUCCUUACCUCACUUCAUCUCUCCGCCGUACCAGAUCCAGGAACUGAACUCCUCCGUCAGUAACGAGGGCUUGUGCGUGGCUGGCAAUGGCACUGCCAAAGAGCAGUGGGACUCGUCGGCCUGCAUCAAGGACACCGGCGGAAAUGACCACUCUCUCUAUGUAGCUUUAUUCAUUUGUGCCCAAAUCCUCAUUGGCAUGGGCUCGACACCCAUCUAUACCUUGGGACCAACCUACUUAGAUGACAAUGUCAAGAAAGAAAAUGCCUCGCUUUACCUAGCCAUCAUGUAUGUAAUGGGAGCACUUGGACCUGCAGCUGGAUACUUACUAGGAGGACUUCUUAUUGGUUUCUAUGUUGAUCCUAGGACGACCGUGUACAUCGACCAGAGUGAUCCCCGAUUCAUUGGAAACUGGUGGAGUGGAUUUCUCCUUUGUGCCAUUGCAAUGCUCCUUGUGAUAUUUCCCAUGUUUACCUUUCCGAAAAAGCUCCCUCCUCGACAUAAAAAAAAGAAAAAGAAGAUGAACUCUGAUGAUGUUUCAAGUGAUGAUGAUGUGAUGAAAGAGAAAACAAGUAGCAAAACAGAAACAGACAGUUCAGUUUCUGCUUCUAUGGGAUUUGGAGAGAAUGUUAAAGAGCUUCCAAGAGCAGCUGUCAGGAUCUUAAGCAACAUGACAUUCCUUUUUGUGAGUUUGUCAUACACAGCUGAGAGUGCCAUUGUCACAGCUUUUAUUACCUUCAUUCCCAAGUUCAUCGAGUCACAGUUUGGCAUCCCAGCUUCCAAUGCCAGCAUCUACACUGGUGUGAUUAUUGUCCCAAGUGCUGGUGUUGGUAUUGUCCUAGGCGGCUACAUUAUAAAAAAGCUGAAACUCGGUGCGAGAGAGUCUGCAAAGUUGGCUAUGAUCUGCAGUGGUGUAUCUCUGCUCUGCUUUUCAACACUCUUCAUUGUUGGAUGUGAAAGCAUUAAUCUAGGGGGAAUAAAUAUACCUUACACAACUGGUCCCACUCUUGCCAUGGCCCACAGGAAUCUGACUGGAAGCUGUAAUGUUAACUGUGGAUGUAAGAUUCAUGAGUACAAGCCUGUCUGUGGAUCAGAUGGAAUAACAUAUUUUAAUCCUUGCCUAGCUGGCUGCAUCAGUGGUGGAAACCACAGCACAGGGGUCAGAAAUUACACAGAAUGUGCCUGUGUGCAGAGUCGCCAGGUGAUCACUCCGCCGACAGUGGGCCAGCGCAGUCAGCUCCGGCUGGUGAUUGUCAAAACCUACCUGAAUGAGAACGGCUACGCUGUGUCUGGGAAGUGUGAUCGAACCUGCAACACGCUCAUCCCAUUCCUCAUAUUUCUCUUCAUUGUAACCCUUAUAACAGCAUGUGCCCAGCCAUCAGCAGUCAUAGUGACACUCAGGUCUGUGGAAGAUGGGGAGCGGCCCUUUGCACUAGGAAUGCAGUUUGUUUUAUUAAGAACCCUCGCUUAUAUUCCCACUCCAAUUUAUUUUGGGGCUGUUAUUGACACCACGUGCAUGCUUUGGCAACAGGAUUGUGGCGUACAAGGAUCUUGUUGGGAAUACGAUGUCACCUCGUUUCGUUUUGUCUACUUUGGGUUGGCAGCUGCUCUCAAGUUCGUGGGAUUCUUUUUUAUUUUCCUGGCCUGGUAUUCCAUAAAGUGUAAAGAAGAACAACUGCAGAGACAGAGUUGGAGGGCUUCUCCGGUGAACACUGUGAGUGAGAUGGUUGGACAAGCUGGACCCCAACAAAACUAUGCACGGACUAGAUCCUGCCCUACCUUCAGUUCCCAAGGAGACAUCGGUGUGGCACAAGGAAUGAACUGCUUAGCACAGACCUACCCCGGCCCUUUUUCGGAAGCAAUAAAUUCCUCAAAUGAAAAUGCAUUGGAAGAAGUCACUGUUGAGAUAUAGACCCCUGGCUUGGUAAUGUAAUAUUUAGUUUUGUUGGUUGGCUUAGUUACGGCGCCUUGUUAAACACCUGUGCCUUCUAUUUUUAAUCUAAAUGUAACACGUGAUAAAACCAACAAAGCUUGAUGCGAACAACCAUAAUAUGUUCCGGAGGGCUGGAUACCUCAAACCAACCCGAGUUCUUAUUUCUCCCCUCUCAACAAUGGAGUUUUAAAAAUUGUGUUUGUCAUUAUUUCAGAUGUGUGCAUUAAAUGUCCAUGCUCUGAUCUAAUAUCAUUGUAAAGUUGAGGCGUUAAGAACAGCAGAAGUCAGUGGACGAGUGACAAAACCUCAUAUUGUUGGUGUCUAGACUCAAAAAAAUGCUUAAAUGUAUUGUCAACUUCAUAUCCACAAAUUGUAUUUUUAAUAGAUGAAUAAUUACUGUGAGUUCUGCUACAAAGCACAACUGAACUUAUUUAAACUAUGCAAUUUAUUUGGAUAAUUGUAUGUGCAGCAAAUUAAGUUUAAAGCUUGCUUUUAAAGACAUUACUGCAACUGAAUUUGAAAGGGGCUAUUUUCAGGCGUAAUCAUUAAAUUAAAAAAUAACAUAAGGUUUAAAGUACUGUUAGUAACGUGUCAAGCCAUACAAGAGUUACGCAUCAGGUAACGUUUGCAAAUGUUGAGUUGUAACAUCUUUAUCCUGUCAAAAUGUGCAUUAGUUUUCAUAAUUGGGAUGUAGUCAUUCUUCACAAAGUAUAUAGGAUACUGUAACGCUUGAAGUAAAAAACUUCAGUAUUGGUUUAUAGUAACAUUAAGAUGGAGGAAUCAUACACACAUACCAGAGCAGAUAUGUGCAUAUUUCUGCAAUGUUAUUUGGGUGGCUGUUACUGGCACCAAAUCCAUACUUUCCUGAGGAAGAAAACAGCUGGUUAUAGCUUGAUAGGAAGUUUGGCUGUCCUUCAGAGCUGUGUGCCAGUCUAGUUCAGCUUCAGUGGGAGAGUCCCGAGGGAGAGCUGACGGCCUCUCCGGUGUCUGGGAGCUGGCGGGCCCCUCGCAGCCAGCGGCAGCGGAGCUCAGGCUGCAGGAGUGAGCCGAGGAGCCCCUCCAGGGGGCUGUGAGCAGCCUGCCCACCGCGGUGCCAGCUGGGAGGCUCUCCCUGGCACCCCGAGGCACUGAGCACCCUGACAGCUGGGCAGCUGGGAAGGGAGGGCUGGCUCAGACCCUCUGAUUUCUGCCACACGUCUGCCUCUCUAGCUGCCCAGUGCUGGGCAGGCUGGUGGGACAGGCCUGGAGCUCCUGGUUGUGUGGUUUGUCCCACACGUCUGCCUUUCCUUUUCUCAGCUUCAGUGAAAGCUCCUGUGAAGGCAAAGGGUGAGUUUGUCUCUUCUUCGGCCCUCCAGGUGAAGAGCUAAGAAUAGAAAUUACUGGCAAGUGUGGACUCACAGGACGUGAUGUGGCCUUUGUUUAUUCCAAAUUACUGUAGUGUGUUCUCUCCCUGGGAAAUGCUGAGACUUUCUAAUCAAAUGUGCUUGGCAUUUCAUUUCUUGCGCUGGAGGCUUUGUAGUGCCAUGCUCAUGAAGUACUAAUGAUGUCUCAAAGGGUAGAAAAUUAUAUCAGUUGGACACGGGGAAGUCAAGGCUGUACUGUGCCCUGCAGGGGAAGUCUUAGAAGUGUAGGAAAUUAAAAAGCAGUCUUUUAAGAGGACUCAGUCUGGCUUGGAUUUUGCUGAGUAGAGAAUUUGUUUGAAAAUAAAUAGGAAAGCACAGGGAUUCCACAUAUUUUUGAAUGGAAUUAGUCCUGAUAUAAUUUUUCAAUUUAGAACAUGUGUGUUGAUCAAAUAUUAUAUGGAACCACGUCCUUGAAAAUAAAGGCAGUACUCUCGUUGGCAUCCACUGAGUUGUCCUGGGAAGGGAUUUCCCUCUCUGCCUUUGCCAAAUGACUUUUGUCCUCACCUGGAUCCUCUUGACCAGCUCAUGGGACUACCCAUGGGGCUGCUUAUUUCAGAAUGACUCAGUCCAUUUAUGUAGUUCGUAACAAUUCUUACUCUUCUUGUCUGAAAACUCCGAUUCUUCUACCCCAAACACAGAGGAAUAUUGUUUUGAUCUCUUCCUACCAUUCUGUCCAUAUUCACAGCUUUUUUGCGUUGAGCCCGACAAUGGCUUUUCCUCUUAUGCAGCCACCAGAUACAAAGUGUCUUCAGCUGGCAGGCCCUUCCUGAGAUAAUGGCUUCUACACUUGUCCUGAGAAAUAAAUUUCCUUGGCUCAAAGGUGUUUGAGAGAUAUAUAUAUAUACAUAUAUAUAUAUAUAUAUAUAUAUAUCAGAAUAGAUGAUAAAGAUGUUCCUUUUGUUUCAGUCUCAAAUAUUUGUUGCACCAAGAAUUGUCUACCAUGGCAAAAAUUGGUAAAGUAGUAGGACAGAGUGUAACUGCAGCCCAGCACUUGUCCACUUUUAUCACUUCCCCGUUUUAAUCAUCACAGGGAGAAGUGAAGAGUGACAAUCUUUUCAAAUACCUCAGAAACAGAGCAUUUAGGGAAUUGUAAAAGACUGAAGAUUAAUAGUCUAUCCUGAUCUCUUAUAUUUCAUGCCUUGUAUGCUUCUGUUCCAUACGAAAACAAGGGAGAGCAGAUUAGGACUGUCAGGAACUAAUGGCACUGAUGCCAAAGAAUGAGAGUGAUAAAGGUAAUACUGCAGCUGCUGCUGUUUCUGAGCUUUCAAGGGAUUUUGGAGCUUGUUGCAAUGGACACCAUCCAUUUUUUAGGAUAUCCUGACCCUUCAACUUCCAAGAGCAUUAAUAUUUCCUAAAUGUCUGGAAAAGUGGAGUGUAGAAAGAAAGAUGUUAACUUUGGAAAUGCUGAAAAAGCCUUUUAUACAUACUUUCAAUUUUAAUUUUUAAUUAGAAAUAAUUUUUUUUUUCUUGGAGAAUUAUAUGCAAAACAAAAUGUAAUUCCUUACAUUUCAAACAAUUUUUUUUUUCUGGUUCUGGGUGUAGAUAAUUUUGGCAAUGCAAAUAAAUUUCUGUAAAAUCAAUUUAGUCAGCCUCCUCCUCUGAAAGAAAACCCAAACUCUGGCCAGUUUUUGAUUGAUUCCUGCAAGAGGGUUUCUCAUGAGUAAUCUGUAACAGUCUAAACUAAGCCAAUAAAGGUAUGCAGGGGAAACACACUCACUUCCUAGAAAUGUCAGUUCCUGCAUUGUGAUUGACCGGUGUAUGGACUGAGAGCUGCUGAACAAACACUGUGUUCUGAGGCUGUCAUUGCUGGAGGAAGCAGAAUCGCCAGACAUUGAGUGCAGCCCUAGCACCCCUCGUCAUGGUCGACACAAGGUGCUAAACUGACUUCACAGGAACUAAAAAAGAGCUUUGCCUGUCAUCCGGUGAAGGGGCCCAUGCUGUCUUCCUACUGUGAGAUCCUCUCACCGUAGAACAUCAAAUUCCAUUAAGUUGUAAUUUUUGCCACCUUCCCUCUCUAUCCAUGAAAAGUUUGGUAGCGGUGAAUUCAAGAAAAGGUGAAGCAGGUGUCCUGCUCACCCACAGGCUGCUGUGGGUUGCAAACCCAACCUGCCUGCAGCUUACCAGCCAGUGAUAACAUGGAGCAGCGACAUCUGGUGAUGGUCAAAGUGCCACCAUGCCCUCAUAGGACAGACUAACUCCCUCUUCCACCACUUAGGCCUGAUUUAGAGUGAGGAACAUGAGAGGAGAAAUAGCCCAAAUAUAUGGACUUGAGUGAACUUGAGGUUAAUUGUCCCUGCUUAGCUUCCCAUUCACCCUUGUUUCCUGAAAGAGAAGAAAACUUCAGAAUGGAUGCAGCCAUGCCCUUGGCUGCUUAUGAAUGCAGCACCCUCAGGAGAUAAUUUGUAGAUCUUUGCAGGGCUGGAAUAGUGUGGAGAGUAGGACUCUCCAUAUUUCCAGUUUUAGUCAAAAGCCCUCUGGCUUUGGUCCCCUGCUUCCCCUUGGGCAUACUGGAUAAAAUGUGGUAUAAUUUGGAACCAAUGAUGUUUUGUAGCCUUUCAGUACAGUGUGAGCAGCUGCAAGGAACCUGGAAUAUUAUUUGGAAACUCAGUUCUUUGACCAGCCUAUAUAUCUUUAAAAGUGUGUGUAGUAACAUACAGUUCUUCAGAAUUUACUGCUAUGUAAGUGAAGUAGAGGCACAAACCUCCUACUAGGUAUUAGAAAUGUACAUUUGAAAGGUCCUAAAUUAUUUACAAACACUUAAAUAUAGUGUUUUCAAAAAUAUGGGGGGGCAGAUUAUAUUAUUAAUUUGUAGUAUUAGGUAUUAAUUCAUUAUGGCUCUGAUUCAGCAGAACACUUAAAUAUGUGGGUAAAUUUAUAUAUUUAAGUAGUGCACUUGUAAGUAAUACACAUAUGUAAGGAUGGAACUGAAUCCUGUCUGCAUUCAAAAAGAAAUUCCUUUGUCCAAAGAGUAUUUCUAUGAUGAGCGUUUCCCCCGUGGAGUCGGUGAUAAUUGUAAACCAGAAUAGCACAAAGUAACACUUGAGUACUCUCCUGUGGCAUUCAGGUGUGGCAGCCUAGAUAUCUGGCAAUGGAGGAAGGCUGUGAUUUUCAAAUAGAAUUCAAAUUCAAAAUAUUUUGUGAGAAUAGUCUAAGAUUAGUUCUCGCUCUUCCUGCCAUUCGCUUAUUUUUGUCUGAAAUUUCUGUCUGAAAAGCUGUGUGUUACAUGGGGAGAUAGAUUAAAUAAAGGCAUCUUUCUGACCUUAGAGCCAAUGAAAUUGCUCAGGUAAUGCUGUAGACUCGAAUUGUGUCCUUUCACAGGAUUUGGACCUAGAAGUUCAGGUGACAAAUUGGCAGUGUCCCGCACAAAACGGAGCAGAGCACUGCCUGCUCACUGGAACUUCAGAGAGCAUGGCUGGGAAAGGGGUCAGCACCUUCUGCACUGUUCUUAGUGAGUUUUCCCCCAAAAAUGCCUAAAUAAUUGCUGCCUUACUACACUUCUGUGCAGGUGAUACCACAGCUCUUCAUGGUGUUAUGUUGACAUAAAACUGAUGAUAAAUAGGUCCAAAGUGUCUUACUGCUGUUUUGGAGCCGGAUUCUUGGCCUCACUAGUCCAGUGUUGAGGCUGAAGAACCUAGGCCAUACCUUAUGUUGGAAGUUAACAUGCUGGUGCUUUAGCAAGUGUGUGUGAACUGGGGAAUAAUAUCAAGCUUAUUUAGCUUUUAUACUCUGUUCACUGGUUGUUACUACUGUUUUUGGAGAUCAAAGACAAAAAGCUUCCUAAACAAGUUAAUCUUUUUCUGUUUUCUCAAUAAUGUGUUGUUUACAGUGGCUUAGGAGAUGCCGUGCUGCAUGCUUCAGAAUCUGGGUUCCCCCAGCUGAAGCCAUCCAGCUGUGGUUGCUUUGCAGGGGCUAAAAACACCUGGUAACAGAGAUUGACCAGGACUGCGACCUGCAUCGUCAUUGCUUUGGACAGAGUGUUUGCUACUUACAGAUUAAACCUGUAAGCAAAACACUUCAGGUUCUUCACAUACUGGACUUGAUUCUUUGGAUGUUUUCAUCACUUCAGAGUGCUUAGAAAAUGGGCAGUCAACAUCAUGGUGGUAGAUUAUUCUUUGGUAGGGAAUGAGGGCUUUAUUCUUUUUUCUUUUAACAUUUUGUUUGACAAAUAACAAUUCAAAAGGAUUGCAUGUAAACGUUGUCACAGAGUAGGGAUGUGGAGCCUUCAGUGUGAGGACAGGGUAUGGUCAGGGUUCACAUGAUUUGUCUCCUUUACACUGGGUAUCACUAAUAACAUGCUGCUUUGUGGCCAAAGGUUUGAAAGGCUACCUGAUCCUCAGGAAAGAAUUUUUUCCUGUAUUUUCCUCAUAAUUUAUUGCAUAAAUUGAGGAAAGUUAACACUAUGCAUGCCCCGUAGCCGUAUCUGUUACAUUAAACUGCAGGUUUUUACUAACUGCAGUUAAUAGUUUUAGCAGUUACCCCUCCAGUCCUUCAGUUCAGCUAACUAUUUUUAUUUUUAUUAAUAUAGCCUGUUAAACACAGACUUAGCUCUCCAAUUUCAAAGUAGCUCCAAAGUUUUCUUGACUUCAGGUGUUACAGAUUAGAUGCUUAUUUAUCCAGGUUCCAUUCUACUCUUCUAAUUAUUGCAUUAUCCAUUGUGUGCUGUAUUUUUUUUAUUUUCUCAAUCUCAAACGUUGUCACCAUGUUAUCCUGUACCAAUGUUUUGUUCAUUAUAUAGAAUAGGUGAAAAGCUGUGGAAUUAAUGAAGGGCUACAAAAAGCAUCCAAAAUGUUGUUCACCUUGAGGAAGGGUGAGACAGCUUGAUAAUCUCUGGACAAAAGACUAAACAACACUGUGGUGCUAAUAGGUACUGAAGUAUUUUAUGAUAUAUUCACUAUGACUUAAAUGACAUAUUCAAGGCAUGUCAAUGAUGCAACUGCAUGUGUUCCUGUUCCUAAAGUCUGGACUGCUCUGACAAAGACAGUGUUUGUAAUUCCUGGUGGGCCAAUUCCUACCUAGCUCUUCUGUGGGAAAGUAAUUUCAGGAGUCUGUGUAGGAUUUGGCCCAGCACUGUUAGGUAAAGUAAAAGCUACACAGACCACAGAAGUCUAGUGUAGAAUGUAUUCAGUCUGCUGUAGCAUGUUACUUUAUUUAGUCGCUUUGCUUAAGCAGGGGCUAAAAAUACAUUCUGAUAAGCAACACUGGGAUAAAUUCUGGAACCACUAAACCAAGCAAUAUUAGCAAGCGUUUGAAUUAAAAUGAGGAUUGAGAUCUGAAAUAUGAAUGUUCUUUCAUGGAAUAUCAGAAAGAGAGGGAUAGAAUAAGAGCAAAUUCUAUCUCUAGGAAUGGAAAAAGGCCAAAUCUGAUUGACUUUAAAGUGAGCUAUGAUUUCCAAAAAGAGGUUUUAAAAUCUUGGAGACAAAAUUUCCUUUUUGAAUUCUGAACCAUGAUUUUUUUUAUUAUUUUUUUUUUUUCCUUGUGUUAUUGUGCCUGGGCUGCUCGUGCAGGGCGGGUGUCUGUAUUCUAAAUAGCACUGAAAACACUAAUAGCACUAAUCACACUUCUGACCAACAGGCCAGAAAUUUUGCGUCUGUAGAAAACUCCAUAUUCGAAAACUUGGAGGGAAAUUUCCUAACAAAACAAAACAAAAAAUAUGUACAAAAUGAUCCAAAGCUGAGUUUCAGUAAGAAAAGAAGAAAAUUUUGCCUCAGUGGGAUCCACAAUUGAGUGGAGGCUUUGCUGAAAGAAGACCUGCUCUUUUCACCAGCUGAGCACAUGGGAGUUUGGCCCCUGGCUGCAAUGCAUACCUCUACCAAAUGAUUUGUGCAGAACAGCAACAGUCUGGGUGGUAUUGUAGGAGCAUGGAGUGGGCACACUGCCUGUAACUGUUUAGUUUUUAAAAAACUCAUUAUUAAACAAAUGUGUAGAGUAUUAAGGAAAUUUGUAGAGUAUGUCUGAUGGUAUGAGUGUGUGGGUGCUGUGCUGUGGUAAAAAGAGAAUAAUUGGUUUACGCUGGGUAUUUUUGCAUACUUUAGGCUCUUGUAUGGUUUUUUUAAAAAUUUAUAUUUAUUUCUCAGCAGAGCUUAGAGUAAUUUUAAAGUUAUAUAACCCAUGAUUUAAUGAAACCUACUGUCAGCAUCUGUUGUAAACAAGUGUUUA
Molecule: messenger RNA, 10145 nt
Organism: Hirundo rustica (Barn swallow)
Lineage: Eukaryota; Metazoa; Chordata; Aves; Passeriformes; Hirundinidae
Gene: SLCO5A1
Product: solute carrier organic anion transporter family member 5A1
Exons: 9
Coding region: 1-2565 (854 amino acids)
Biological process (GO): transmembrane transport; sodium-independent organic anion transport
Cellular component (GO): membrane
Molecular function (GO): protein binding
Source: RefSeq, a predicted model, not a curated record